This is a messenger RNA of Erinaceus europaeus (western European hedgehog), 1137 nucleotides long. Its product is annotated as putative olfactory receptor 2I1. The record is from RefSeq and is a predicted model, not a curated record. Gene Ontology annotation, biological process: G protein-coupled receptor signaling pathway. The transcript is spliced from 3 exons. Gene Ontology annotation, molecular function: olfactory receptor activity; G protein-coupled receptor activity. Gene Ontology annotation, cellular component: membrane. Bases 1 to 1062 code for a protein of 353 amino acids. Lineage: Eukaryota; Metazoa; Chordata; Mammalia; Eulipotyphla; Erinaceidae.
AUGUACAAGAUGAGCAAGCUAACAAGUAGGGAAAAAUUACAAAAUGUCAUUCCCACUGGGCUAUCAAGGUAUUCUAUUCAUUCCUCUGCUGACAAGCGAGAGUACGACCACUCACUUCUACCCACUGAAGUCAACCACAGCACAGAGGAAGUCUUCCUCCUGCUGAGCUUCGCGGACUACCCUUCCCUGCAGCCCGUGCUCUUCGCCCUGGUCCUCUUCUGCUACCUCCUGACUCUGACCGGCAACUCGGCGCUGGUGCUGCUGGUGGUGCGCGACCCGCGCCUGCACACUCCCAUGUACUACUUCCUCUGCCACCUGGCCCUCGUGGACGCGGGCUUCACCACGAGCGUGGUGCCACCGCUGCUGGUCACCCUGCGCGGCCGGGAGCUGCGGCUGCGGCGCGGCGGCUGCAUGGCCCAGCUGUGCGCAUCGCUGGCGCUGGGUUCGGCCGAGUGCGUCCUGCUGGCGGUCAUGGCGCUGGACCGCGCGGCCGCCGUGUGCCGCCCGCUGCGCUACGCCGCGCUGGCCUCGCCGCCGCUCUGCAGAGCCCUGGCGGGCGCCUCCUGGCUGGGCGGCCUCGCCAACUCCGCGGCGCAGACGGCGCUGCUAGGCGCGCGGCCGCUGUGCGCGCCCUGGAGGCUGGACCACUUCAUCUGCGAACUGCCCGCGCUGCUGCAGCUGGCCUGCGGCGGCGGCCGCGAUACCACCGAGCGCCAGAUGUUCGCGGCCCGCGUGGUCAUCCUGCUGCUGCCGUCUUCCGUCAUCCUGGCCUCGUACGCGGCCGUGGCCCGCGCUGUGUGGGGCAUGAGAACGCGCGGGGGGCGUGGGAAAGCGCUGGGCACCUGUGGGUCCCACCUAACCGCCGUCUGCCUGUUCUACGGCUCGGCCAUUUACACCUACUUGCAACCCACGCACAGCUACAACCAAGGACGGGGCAAAUUCGUCUCGCUUUUCUACACCGUGGUCACGCCGGCCCUCAACCCACUCAUUUACACCCUCAGGAACAAGGAAGUGAAGGGAGCCGCGAGGAGGCUUCUGGGGAGAGGGCAGACCCGACAGUGAGAAGGUGGGGAAGGGAAAACACGUUAGCCCAGCACCCCGGGAUGCACAGACCCUUUGGGGUGUCUUACCUGUUUA